Penicilliopsis zonata CBS 506.65 is the source of this 762-nucleotide messenger RNA. RefSeq lists its product as hypothetical. Lineage: Eukaryota; Fungi; Ascomycota; Eurotiomycetes; Eurotiales; Aspergillaceae. The record is from RefSeq and is a predicted model, not a curated record. The coding region runs from base 96 to 635 and encodes 179 amino acids. The transcript is spliced from 6 exons.
GGACAACCUCACACGGGACCAUUUUCCCUCGCUACCCUAGGCCACUUCAUUGUUCAUCCUAUUUAUUCUUUUCCCCCUGCGGCUGGUCCGCUAUAAUGCUCUAUCUCUGGCUCAGUCUUCCUAUCCAUGAUACAGUGGUGUUUUAUCUUGACGAAUACACACGCGCCGAUUUGGUCAACCGAUUCGGCGGGAAGGUCCGACGGUUAUUUUUACUUCCUCUGCAGCAGAGGUCCGUCGUGCUGGGAGGUUGCAAAAAAGGUGGACAUAUUCGAUGGCAUCAACUCGCGACAGAGGAGGAGGUGCUCUCGUCGGACUUCCGAGAUGGGUGUUUAAAUAUCCACGUAGUCUCGGUCGGCAUUGAGGAUCCUGGUGCAGGCGUUCUUGCCAUGAGCGCAACGGAUCUCCGAAAGUUUACGCACGACUUCGGUGUUGAUUUGGAUGAGAUCCGGAAACUGGGGAAAGAAGAAAUGGAAUGCCUCUUUGGAUGGCUCCGCGAUGCCGGCAUGCUCGACUAUUCUGACGUGCUGCUAAACCAAGUGCCAGCCUAUAUUAACUUGCCUGAAGCACUGGCUCAAAUCCCUCUUAUGACGCGAACGCCGGUGACGAAAUCGAUUGCUCAUUCGACUCCUUCCUAAAACAAUACGGCCCUUCCGCUGAGCUGCCGCAUACUGUUUCUCCUCAGCAGGAACCAGUCACACCUCCCCAAUCCAGGGCAGAAGCGUCCUCAUACCCGACACCUCUCUCCUCCGUCAACUCACCCCC